AGUGCUAGUCCGUGCUUCGUGUUAGUCAACGGCAUUAGGCAUACUCACACCGGAGUGAUUCGCGUAGGAUAGAUUUAGUGUAAUGUAAUAAAAGUCUGUGAUUAUAAACUAUAAUGAACAAAAUUCUUCGUACUUAAUGGUUUAUUAUGUUAUUACAUUACUGUGAUUAAACAGGGAACAUUUAUAAGAUAUUAUUUAUGGCAACCAAGUGAAGUUAAGUGUAGAUUUGCAACAAAUAAAUUAUUGUAGAAUGUAUACUCUUCUACUUCGCUAAAUAUAGUGUAAAUAAUCAGUUAAGAUUUAGGUUAAAAACACUUCGGUUAACCUACGUUUGUCGUUAAUAUAUUCCCGUAAUAAGUUUAAAUUUCAAUGUGCAAUCAUGGAUUCAAAAGUCGUUCUGAAGUACAAAAAUCCUCAUGACAAAGCUAAUAUUUUCUCGAAAAUAUUUUUAUGGUGGAGUUUUAGUCUCUUUCGUAAAGGAUAUAAGCAAGGCCUAACAAUAGAAGAUCUGUUUCAAGCGCGUGACGCCGAUCACUCAGGGCGACUCGGCGACCGCUUGGAAGAGGCGUGGCAAAAAGAACUUGAUAACGCUCGUCGCACAGAUUCAAAACCUUCACUUGCGAAAGCUAUAAUAAGAUCAUUUUGGCUUGAAUACAUGCUAUGUGGGUUUUUGACUGGCAUAUUAUUUAUUAUUUUAUGGCCAUUAGUUCCUUUCACGUUGGCAUUAUUUAUUGGAUAUUUUUCCAAUGAAAAGACUCCAGAAAAUUACAGAAAUGCUCAUAUUCAUAACUUUCUUAUGAAUUUAUUAAGUGUUUCAACAUCCCUUAUGUUAAAUCAUUCACUAUUAGCUCAAAGUUGCGUUGGAAUGAAAGUAAGAAUUGCUUGCUGCUCUUUACUGUAUAGAAAGAUAUUGAAACUCAGUUGUUCUGGUCUGGGUAAAACAGAGUCUGGCCAGGUGAUAAAUUUAAUGUCAAACGACGUCAACCGCUUUGACAUGGCAGCUCUAUUUUUGAAUUAUAUAUGGGUUAUGCCGAUCAUGGUACCAGUAGUAUCGUAUCUCGUGUGGCAGCAUGUUGGCCUGGCGACGCUAGCUGCGCUUGCCGUUAUAUUUCUGCAGACUGUUGUUGUUCAAGCAUACUUAAGUAACCUUCAAGGCAAAUUUAGAGGCAAGAUUGCUAAACGAACUGAUGAAAGAGUUAAAGUGAUGAGUGAACUCGUGAGCGGAGUCCAAGUCAUAAAGAUGUACGCUUGGGAGAAACCCUUUGAGAAGUUAGUGGAUAAACUAAGAAGAUGGGAAGUGAAAUACAUAUUGAAGACUUCUCUCAUUAAAGGGUUCUCGACUGCUCUGAGCGUGUUCUCGGAGCGUUUCAUCCUAUUCUCGGCAAUCGUAACAUUCGUCUUGUUGGGCGGUAAUAUUCGAGCCGAAAUAACAUUUUCUCUAGUGCAAUACUUCAAUCUUUUGCAGCUUGCUUGCAACGUAUAUUUCCCAGCUGCUCUGGCAUUUUUGGCGGAAUCCAAGGUCUCCGUGCGAAGAUUAGAGGAAUUCCUCUUGUUAGAUGAACUAAAAUCAUUUAAAGCCAAGGAACUUUCUUCUGACUCCAAAGGCCCAAUUACUAAUGGCGUGGACAAAGAAGAACAAUCUGAGAAGUACAAACCAAAUCCAACAGGGUUGAUACUGACCAACGUUAGUGCCGGUUGGCCGCAGAACCCUAUCGUAGAUACUCUGAGAAAUAUAACGUUGAAUGUAAAACCCGGAGAGUUUGUAGGUGUCGCCGGUUAUGUUGGAUCAGGAAAGUCAAGCCUGUUGCAAUUAAUUCUGGGUGAGUUAGAACCAUCCCACGGGACCAUAUGUUUAGGAGGUGCGAGAAUAUCGUACGCAAGCCAAGAGCCUUGGCUAUUCGAUGCUACCGUGCGUCAGAAUAUUCUGUUUGGACUGCCUUACGAUCGAGUGCGUUACAAGAAGGUAGUUUCGGCAUGUGCAUUACUUCAUGAUUUUGAGUUGCUGCCGGUUGGUGACGCAACAUUGGUGGGUGAACGAGGCACCAGCUUGAGUGGAGGCCAACGCGCCCGUAUUGGUCUAGCCCGAGCUUGCUACAGACAGGCAGAUCUAUACCUUUUGGACGACCCGCUGUCGGCUGUGGACACUCACGUAGGCAAACAUCUAAUAUCCGAGUGCAUCACCGGCCUCCUGUGGAACACCACACGCAUCCUAGUAACCCAUCAGCUGCAUCAUCUUAAGGCAGCCGACAAUGUCAUAAUUCUACGCAGUGGAGAAAUUGAAACUCAAGGCACCUUUGAAGAAGUAUCCCGCUCGCCAUUGUUCGAAGAACUGCUAGAGGAAGUUGAACAACCUGAGGCUGAAGACGAUAACACCGCGAAGGGGAGCACACAACUUCUAAGACAGCGUAGUAUGUCUAUAAAGUCCCACACCAGUGUCAAUAGUAUGGUUGCGGAAUAUGACAAUGAAAAUGAGGAAGAACCCGAAGAAACCGCCGAGCUUAUGGAAAAAGGGCGCGUGUCUGGUUCCGUGUACGUGAAGUACUUCCGUGCGGGCGGCGGCUGGGCGCUGCUAGCUCUCGCGCUCGUGUCCAUUUUACUGACACAGGUUGCAAUCUCCAUCAGUGACCUCUGGCUCACGCAUUGGAUGAAUGACGUGGAAGCGAAACACUUACGAUCCGAAGACGAGAAAUUCAAUGCUUAUUUCACGAUCACCAACAACGAGGCAAACGUAUUCAACGAGACAUCAGAAUCACUAAUCAUGGAUGAUACAACCACAAACCCAACUUCACCAACAACAAUGAAUCCAAACCUUACCAUCAUAGGCACAAUGGUUAAAACAGCACUAACUAUACAGAAUAUUACUUCGGGGGAGGAACCAUUACAACAUUCUUAUUAUAUCUACAUUUGGGCGACCGCUAUACUUGUAUCUAUAUUGCUUACAACUGAAAGAUCUCUGCUGCUUCUUUGGAUAUGCAUGCGCAGCUCUAUAAAGUUGCACAAUUUAAUGUUUAGUAACAUUCUGGCGGCCCCAAUGCGCUUCUUUGACACUAACCCAUCAGGACGAAUUCUAAACCGAUUUUCCAAAGACAUGGGCAUUGUUGAUGAGAUAUUACCGAAAAUGAUCUUGGAAAGUUUGCAGGUUUUCAUGGCUACGCUGGGAAUUUUAGUAAUGGUGGCUAUAGUGAACCCGUACAUGUUGCUUACGACUGUUGUCUGCGGCGUGUUUAUGUACAUGUGGACUUUGGUCUACCUCAGCACAGCGCAAGCCAUUAAGAGAGUGGAAGGCGUAUCUCGUAGUCCCGUAUUCUCACACGUAUCGGCCAGUAUGGCGGGUCUGACCACAAUUCGCGCAAGUAAUGCUGAAGAGAUGCUCCGCAUACAGUUCGAUGAAAAACAAGACGUGCACACGGCGGCGUGGUACUUGACACUAACAUCAAACACCGCUUUCUCGAUAUGGCUAAGUCUUAUAUCGGCCGUCUAUGUUAUUGUUGUAGCCUAUACGUUCCUUUUAUUGGAUGACGGUACAACAAAGUCCGGUAACGUAGGGUUGGCGUUGUCUCAAGGGUUGAUCCUUGUGAACAUGGUGCAAUACGGCAUCAAGCAGGUGACUGAAGUGGUUUCUCAGAUGACGAGCGUGGAGCGCGUAAUGCAGUUCACGUCGCUACCACAGGAGCAGACAGACGGCUCGGCGCCGCCGCCCGGUUGGCCGCAGCGCGCCCGACUCGUCUUCAAGGAUCUUUACCUGCGUUACGACAUGGAAGCUGAACCAGUACUGAAGAAUCUAAACAUUGUUAUCGAGAGCGGUUGGAAGAUCGGUAUAGUGGGAAGAACGGGAGCGGGUAAAUCAUCGCUCAUAUCGGCUUUGUUUCGCCUGGCGCCCAUUGACGGCCACGUGUACAUCGACGAUGUCGACACCGGUGAAAUCGCUCUGAAGGAGCUUAGAUCCAAGAUCGCCAUCAUUCCUCAGGAGCCGGUGUUAUUCUCCGCCAGCUUGCGAUACAACAUGGAUCCAUUUGACAAGUACACUGAUGCCGAUAUAUGGCAGGCGUUAGAACAGGUGGAGUUGAAACAGAGCGUGACGUCACUGUCGGUGGCGGUGGCGGCGGGCGGCGCCAACUUCAGCGCGGGCCAGCGCCAGCUGCUGUGCCUGGCGCGCGCCGCACUCGCGCGCAACCGCCUGCUCGUGCUCGACGAGGCCACCGCCAACGUCGACCCCAAUACUGAUGCCUUAAUCCAGAAAUCAUUACGCAAACACUUCUCCGAGUGCACAGUGAUAACUGUAGCUCAUCGACUGCACACUGUCGCCGACUCCGAUCGAGUCAUCGUCAUGGAAGCCGGUCAGAUUGUGGAAUCAGGUCAUCCACACGAGUUGCUACAGAAAAGUGACGGCUACUUCACCCGCAUGGUGAAGCAAUUGAGCCCCGCCUCGGAGCAGAGUCUCCGGGAGCUAGCCAGCAAUGCCUACGCGCAACACUUCAAAUACGUGAACGCCGUUGAACAAGUCCAAUCUUAAUGCUUAAAUUAAAUAAUUUCCAAUACUAGGUAAUUUAUGGUAGGAGGUCCUAGGUCGUGAUAGAAGAUUUAAAACGUUGUCUUUACCAAGUUUACACACCCAUAACAAUGUGAUACAUAAGCAUUUAACCAAUAAUCAUGAUAGUUGAGACGAAAUUAUUUAAAAUACCCACAUCAUCAUCAUCAUCAUCAUUAAAGCCCUUCACAAGUCCACUGCUUAACAUAGGCCUCCCCCAAGGAAUGCCACAAAGCACGGCCCUGAGCCACCUGCAUCCAUCGACUUCCUGCAUAUCUUACCAGGUCGUCACUCCAUCUAGUGAGGGAACGCCCUACACUUUAUCCGCUGGUGCGAGAUCGCCACUCGAGAACCUUUUUUCCCCAUCGGUUGUCAGUUCUUAGAGCUAUAUGGCUGACCCAUUGCCACUUCAGCUUACUAAUCCGUUGGGCUGUGUCGGUCACUCUGGUUCUACUGCGGAUGUCCUCAUUUCUAAGUUUAUCACGCAGAGAAACUCCGAGCAUAGCUCUCUCCAUAGCUCGCUGAGCGACCUUGAGCUUCCUCAUCCGGCCAGCAGUGAAGGACCACGUCAACAGUUCCAUAGCUCAUCACUGGCAACACGCACUGGUAUUAUAAUAACUACAUUAAUAUAGUAUAUUAGCUGUUCCCCGCGACUUCGUCCGCGUUGAGUUAUUUUUCGCGGAACCCUAAAAUAAAAGCAGACCAAGUUAUUCCUUAUAAUAUCAGAUAUCUGCCAGUGUGUAUAAAUAUUGACAAAUAUUGACUUUAAUAUUUAUACGAUACUAACGUCACUCAAUUGUUUUGCUUUCCCUGAACCCCUCCACCAAUAUUUAAACUUUAUGGUAUGGUAAUAAAGUUCAAAUUAACUUUUAUAUAGAAUAUAGAAAAGUGUCGUUUUUAAACUUUUUCAGGCAAUUUUUUAAAUUUUUCUCUCCGUAAGAACCAUCUUCGUACUUCUUAAUGUACAUUAACUGUCACACUGUAGACAGUGUGACAGUUAAUGGGAAAAGCCUUUCAGUGAAAAGUAGAUUAAGCAUGUACAUAAUGGGUAAAUGCUUUCAAAACUUAUCUCAGAUAGUUACAAAUAGUACGUAAUUAUAAAAUUGAAAUGCGUAUGUACUUUAUUUUUAUAUAUGACGAGCAUUUACAUCUAUACUUCAUAUAUUAUAUAAAUUUAAUAUAUUAUAAUAUAGCAUUAGGAAAAAGAGGCUCGAAGAAGCAGGAGUGCAAAAUAUUUUAUUUCAAAUUUAAGUGCAAAUAAUUUUAAUGAUGUUUUCAUAUAUUUAUUUGACAUAACUUUAAUAAAUGUAUUGUUGUUAUAACAUGUACUAUUUCUAAACUACCCUAGGCUGAUAAAGUUAAAAUUAUUAUAAUAAAAUUUGUGAACUGGUAAUUAAAUAGAUUAAAAUAAAUUAGGCAUAAAUCGUAGCUGUAGCAUGUUUAUUGUACUUUUGCUAAAAAUCAUCAAAGUGUGUCUUAUGAAACCAUCUUUAACGUCUGUGUAAAUGUAAUAUAGAUAGGUACAUAGUUUCUGCUUCUACCAUUACACAAGUGAAUGAAAAUGGGUUAAGAUUAAAUUUGUUCACCAAAAUAGUGGUAUAAUUUGAAUAUUUUGUGACGUAUUUACUUUACCUCAUAGAAAAGUAAUCUUAGUACCUAUUCUUUUUUAAAGAAAAUCUCAUAAUAUUGAAUUGUCGAUAUGAAAUAAUAGGUUUAUAAUAGAUUAACUUUUGAACAAUUUAAAUUUGUACUUAAAAGUCCUUAUUGUUACUUAAUAAAGACUAAAAGUAUAUUUUUACUGCUAGAAAUUAUAGAUAUUCAAUUUAAGUCUGCAAUUCCUUUUAGGUAAUGUACCUAUCAAAAAUUGUACUUCACAAAUAGCAUAGAGUUAAAUAAAUUGCAUUGUAAAUUGU
Parnassius mnemosyne (clouded apollo) is the source of this 6441-nucleotide messenger RNA. The record is from the annotation of a GenBank genome assembly. NCBI's taxonomy places the organism in Eukaryota, Metazoa, Arthropoda, Insecta, Lepidoptera, Papilionidae.